AUGAAGUUCCUCUCGCUUCUCGCUGCCGCCAGCUUGGCCGUUGCUCUGCCGGCUCCCAACCCCAUUGAGCUCGAGGUCGCUGCCGAGAUCGAAGCCCGCCAGCUGACCUCGACCCGCAACGACCUGGAACGCGGCAGCUCGUCCAACUGCCCCAGGGCCAUCUUCAUCUUUGCCCGCGGCUCUACCGAGGCCGGCAACAUGGGUCUCUCCGUCGGCCCCAACGUCGCCCGCGUGCUCGAGCGCAACUACCCUAACAACAUUUGGAUCCAGGGCGUGGGCGGGGGUUACACCGCCGGACUAGGCGAGAACGCUUUGCCGGCAGGGACCAGCCGGGCCGCCAUCAACGAGGCCAAGCGGCUUUUCCAGCUCGCACAGACGAAAUGCCCCCAAUCGGCCGUCGUCGCGGGCGGGUACAGCCAGGGCACGGCCGUGGUCGGCAACGCGCUCACCGAGCUGGCCGGAACCGCCACGCAGGAGCAGGUCAAGGGUGUGGUCCUGUUUGGAUACACCAAGAAUGCGCAGAAUAAUGGGCGGAUCCCGAAUUAUCCCACGGAUAGGACCAAGGUGUUCUGCAAUACGGGGGAUUUGGUGUGUACCGGGUCGUUGAUUGUCGCUGCGCCGCAUUUUGGGUACACGGCGGAUUCGCUUGGGCCGGCGCCGGAGUUCCUGAAGAGCAAGAUCGAUGCUGCCGCUGUGGCUGCGUAG
Molecule: messenger RNA, 705 nt
Organism: Canariomyces notabilis
Lineage: Eukaryota; Fungi; Ascomycota; Sordariomycetes; Sordariales; Chaetomiaceae
Product: carbohydrate esterase family 5 protein
Exons: 2
Coding region: 1-705 (234 amino acids)
Biological process (GO): carbohydrate catabolic process
Cellular component (GO): extracellular region
Molecular function (GO): cutinase activity
Source: RefSeq, a predicted model, not a curated record